Molecule: messenger RNA, 1125 nt
Organism: Heteronotia binoei (common prickly gecko)
Lineage: Eukaryota; Metazoa; Chordata; Lepidosauria; Squamata; Gekkonidae
Gene: ADRA2C
Product: adrenoceptor alpha 2C
Exons: 2
Coding region: 1-1125 (374 amino acids)
Biological process (GO): adenylate cyclase-activating adrenergic receptor signaling pathway
Cellular component (GO): membrane
Molecular function (GO): adrenergic receptor activity
Source: RefSeq, a predicted model, not a curated record
AUGGAGGCGCCGCGGCGGGGCAACGGCAGCUUGGGGGUCUCGCGGGGCUACUCGUGGGGGGCGUCGGCGGCGCUGGCGGGGCUGGUGGGGCUGCUGAUCGCGGCGACGGUGGUGGGCAACGUGCUGGUGGUGCUGGCCGUGCGGAGCAGCCGGGCGCUGCGGGCGCCGCAGAACCUCUUCCUGGUGUCGCUGGCGGCGGCGGACAUCCUGGUGGCGGCGCUGGUGAUGCCCUUCUCGCUGGCCAACGAGCUGGCGGGCGCCUGGGCCUUCGGGCCGGCCUGGUGCCGCCUCUACCUGGCGCUCGACGUGCUCUUCUGCAGCGCCUCCAUCGCGCACCUCUGCGCCAUCAGCCUCGACCGCUACUGGUCGGUCAGCCGCGCCGUCGAGUACACCCGCCGCCGCACGGCCCGCCGCAUCAAGGGCGUCAUCGGCGCCGUGUGGCUCCUGUCGGCGCUCAUCUCGUGCCCGCCGCUCCUCUCCCGGCCGGCCCCCGACGGGCCCCCCGGCUGCCGCCUCAACGACGAGACGUGGUACAUCCUGGCCUCCUGCGUGGGCUCCUUCUUCGCGCCCUGCCUCGUCAUGGGCCUCGUCUACGUGCGCAUCUACCGCCUGGCCAAGCGGCGCUCCCGCAGCCUCUCGCUCAAGCCGCCGCCCCAGCCCCGACGGGGGGCCUCGCGGCGGAACAGCGUGGACGCCCCGGACGCGCGCUCCGGGCGCGCCCUUGACCUCUGGGCCGCCGCCGCCUCCUCCCGGCGCGGGCGGGAGGGCAGCGUGAGCGGCGGCGGGGGCAGCAGCGUGAGCCAGGCGCGGGAGAAGCGCUUCACCUUCGUGCUGGCCGUGGUGAUGGGCGUCUUCGUGCUCUGCUGGUUCCCCUUCUUCUUCAGCUACAGCCUGUACGGGCUGUGCCGCGAGGCGUGCCAGGUGCCCGAGCCGCUCUUCAAGUUCUUCUUCUGGAUCGGCUACUGCAACAGCGCCCUCAACCCCCUCAUCUACACCGUCUUCAACCAGGACUUCCGACGGGCCUUCCAGCGCAUCCUCUGCGGCGCCCGCGCCGGCCGGGGCCAGAGGAGAAGGAGGGGGAGGAGGAGGGGGAAGCCGCAGCAGCAGGAGCGCUUCUUGCCCUGA